Danio aesculapii is the source of this 1255-nucleotide messenger RNA. It is a transcript of the gene 42sp43, whose product is annotated as P43 5S RNA-binding protein. Lineage: Eukaryota; Metazoa; Chordata; Actinopteri; Cypriniformes; Danionidae. The coding region runs from base 37 to 1137 and encodes 366 amino acids. The transcript has 9 exons. The record is from RefSeq and is a predicted model, not a curated record. Gene Ontology annotation, cellular component: nucleus.
AUCAUAUAAACGUAUGUAGACCGUUUUGUUAAAACAAUGAACACUGAGGUAAUCAAGAGAGAAGACGUUGUACCGCGAGUGCAGCUGUUCAACUGCGCUUAUUCUGAAUGUGGAGCUACAUUCACUCGCCAAUGGCGUUUGCAAGAGCACGAGACCGUGCACACUGGCGCACGACCUUAUAAGUGUGUUGUUGUGGGAUGUGGACGCAGUUUCACUCGUAAAUCGCACCUGAGUCGCCAUACUGCAGUACACAGUGGAGUGAAACACUUCAAGUGUAAUGUCACUGCAUGUGGCAAAAAAUUCCAAGCUGCUGAUAAACUUAAGAGACAUGUGCGGUAUGUGCACAGUGAAAAUGAAGAAUAUUUCAAGUGUACAGAUCCCCAGUGCUGUAAGGCAUUCAGGAAACGACGAGCAUUAAAACUGCACCUAGCAACUCAUGGUACUUCAAGUUUCAGAUGCUCAAAAAACGACUGUGGAAAGAAAUUUGACUCUCACAUUGCACGGAAAGCUCAUGAUCGGAGACAUUUAGGUUAUCGGUGUCUUCGCACAGAAUGCCCCAUCACUGUGCACACCUGGGGGAGUUUAAUCAAACACAUGGCAAGUCACCCAGUAUCAUUCUCCUGUAUGGUAUGUAAAAAGGUUUUUCGGAAACGUGAUGCUUUGAGGAGACACAAGCGAACACAUGCGUUGCAGAAGCCUGUUUUACUAUGUCCAAGUCAGGGUUGUCAGGCAUACUUUUCCACAACCUUCAACCUGCAGCAUCAUAUUCGUAAAGUUCACCUGCAGCUGCUCUCACAGUGCUGUUCCUUCCCUGGCUGCAGUAAGACUUUUGCUAUGCGUCGAAGCCUUGUACGCCACAUGUUACAUCAUGAACCUGAUGUGGCCAAAAUCAAGCACCCACAUAAGCGAAGCAGCAAGAGUUGGCAGAAACGUUUGGAAGGACGAAAUCGACGUCCUCUGGUUGAAGACCUCCAUGCUCUUUUUUCAUUGCGCAUGAACAUCACUCAGAGAGCCAAACUGGAAGCUGAUCUGACUGGUUUGUUUAAUGAGCGCAAAGUCCCCCAUCACAUUGAUCCUGAAGUAAAUCUCAGAGAUCUGUUUGGUAGCCGAUCGGCUCAGGCAAAUGUGGCUGAUUAAAAAUAAAUUUACAAAAAAAAAUUAUAUAGUGUGCAUGUAUGCACUGAGGGGGAAAAAAGUUAUGUUUAAUUGGUUGGUAUUGAGGUACAGGUUAUUUAUAUUUUAUUUUUUUUGACAU